UGCUUGUUUUCAGGUGUGUUGGAGGAAGUGUCCCGAGUACUGUAUACUCAAUUUUGUUUUCUUUGAGGGCGGCGUCGCUGUGCCGCAGUUUGUGAGCACAAAAUGCAAGGAAGGCUUAGGACAAGUCCACUCCAGUGAGAGCGAGAGUCAGAGCUAUGGAGUCCUCCCUGGAGCUGUCCAAUUCUUUGGGCAGUGUAUCGUCGCUGCUGAGCGGCUGUAGGACCUUCAAAGUGCUUGUGAUUGGGGACUCUGCGGUGGGCAAGACGUGCCUUACACACCGACUCUCCGCCGCUCAGUUCCCCAGCUGCGUUGAGGCCACGAUCGGAGUAGACUUCCGAGAGAGACUCCUUGAUGUCGACGGGGAGAUGAUCAAGCUCCAACUUUGGGACACAGCGGGACAAGAGCGCUUCCGUAAGUCUAUGGUGCCACAUUUCUAUCGUAACGUGCACGCAGUUCUCUUUGUGUAUGACAUCACCUGCCGGGCCAGCUUCAACAGCCUGACUACCUGGGUAGAAGAGUGCAGACGGAAUUCUCUCGGCCAGGAAGUCCCCAGGUUCCUGGUUGGAAACAAGACGGACCUCCGAGAUGUUAUAAGGGCCGAUGGCCUGGUGAGCCAGGAACAGGCAAAGAACUUUGCCAAGACUCACAACAUGAUGUUUUUUGAGACAUCAGCAAAAUGCACAAGCCGACCACGAUGUGUCAGGGAGGUGCCCUAUCAGCGGGAUAAAGUGGAGGACAUUGUUAAUGCCGUCGGUGCCAGACUGAAGAGACAGAAGAAUCCCACCGCAGCAUACAAUCCAGCAUACAGCGGCUCUUUUCAAGUUCUCAACAAAAAAAAGGAGAAAGAAAUGUGGAGCUGCUGCUGAAAGAGUGAACAACAGUUGGGGGGGAGGGGGGGUGGCUAGGAGACACAGAGACUUCAAUAUUUAUACUUUUUUUUUUUUUUAAUAUAGGGCAUGUUACACAAACAUUGUCUAUUUGUAGUAUUGUAUAUUAUUUGCCAAAUAAAAUGCCGUAAUGUGAAUGGAGAGAGCAGUGUGUUUAUUUGCAAAUUAUAGAAACUGUACAUGUAAACUAAAAAGCCAGGCAAUUAUUGAAUGAGUAUUUCCAGUUGAAUUUCUACUUAGUCAAGUGGACUGUACCUUGGAAAUGAAAAGGUUCAAUCAGGGGAUGGAGCCGGGGUCUUUAUCUUCCCAACACAUUUUAAGAAUUCAUUUUGAGAACAGUUUGUUGAAAGCCCUUUUACUUGCUUCAGCUUCAGGUCCCAAAUUUAUAGUGGCAAGGUGCAUCAAGGUUAGGCUUACGCCGAAAUAAAGGCAAACCAACCGUUAAUUAAUAUGCAAUACAUUUUAUUUACCUACAGUACUUUAGUUAGCGUUGUUCAUUUACCAAACAUAUUUUUCCACGUGUGGGAAAUGUUAAUUGUGUUGUUGCAAAAUGUAGCUGGGCUUGGAUGUUUUUAUUUUGUAAGAUAAGCCCAGGCCAGCCAAAUAAAGGACACAGGUGAUUGUCAGAUGUACGAAACAGCGAGUACCUGCCAGAAAUCCCUGAAGCCCCUUCACAGUUGUCGGUUUCUUGGCAGCCUUCCUGGUGGUUUUCUUUUUAUCAAUUUUAGAGGGACAUCCAGUUCUUGAUAAUGUCACUGUUCUACCAUUUUCACCACUUUAUGACUGUCUAUGUUUCAUGAUAUAUUAAACACCUUGAAAAUGA
Messenger RNA from Hippocampus comes (tiger tail seahorse), 1710 nucleotides. RefSeq names its product ras-related protein Rab-33B-like. The transcript has 3 exons. Gene Ontology annotation, molecular function: GTPase activity; GTP binding. NCBI's taxonomy places the organism in Eukaryota, Metazoa, Chordata, Actinopteri, Syngnathiformes, Syngnathidae. The coding region runs from base 156 to 866 and encodes 236 amino acids. The record is from RefSeq and is a predicted model, not a curated record.